CCGCUCGGCUACUCCGGGCGGCUUACAGUCAGAGGAGCUCGAAAUCUUUAAGCUGGAAAGAAUAUGUCGACGGUGAAAGCGGUGGCAAUCAUCUCCGGCGCAGACAACAUCAAAGGAUUCAUCAACUUCAUUCAACAGCCUGCUGGAGGUACCCAUAUCAAAGGAAGGAUUACUGGGCUGAGCCCCGGACUCCAUGGAUUUCACAUCCAUGCUCUUGGGGACACCACUAAUGGCUGCAAUUCCACUGGACCUCAUUUUAACCCAUUAAAGAAGGAUCAUGGAUCUCCUUUAGAUGACGAGCGGCAUGUGGGUGACCUGGGAAACAUUGUGGCUGACUCAGAUGGGAUUGCUGACAUUUCAAUUGUAGAUGGCCAGAUUCCCUUAACUGGUCAGCAUUCCAUUUUGGGAAGAGCUGUUGUUGUGCAUGCUGAUCCCGAUGAUCUUGGGAAAGGUGGACAUGAACUCAGCAAGACAACUGGCAAUGCAGGUGCAAGAGUUGGAUGUGGUAAUCUCUGAAAUUAUGCUUAUGGAUUGGACACUGCUCUCUCUUGAUUUCAUUUUGAGGUUUUUUAUUUUGAUCAUGUAGAUGACCAUGUGUGAAUUGAGUAGGGUUGUUAUGAUUUGAUUUCCUUUCUCUCCCUG
Messenger RNA from Striga asiatica, 642 nucleotides. The record is from the annotation of a GenBank genome assembly. Lineage: Eukaryota; Viridiplantae; Streptophyta; Magnoliopsida; Lamiales; Orobanchaceae.